Molecule: messenger RNA, 1391 nt
Organism: Drosophila takahashii
Lineage: Eukaryota; Metazoa; Arthropoda; Insecta; Diptera; Drosophilidae
Product: serine protease inhibitor 77Ba-like
Molecular function (GO): serine-type endopeptidase inhibitor activity
Source: RefSeq, a predicted model, not a curated record
UUCUCUCGGAUAUUGGAGAAUAGACUUUUAGGGACCGGUAAUAACAUGAUAUUCGGACAUCCGCUGCUUUUGGUCGCCAUUGUCCUUUUGAUGGCCCAGGGGAAAUAUGCCCAGUCAUUAUCUCAGGGAGUCGAGGAAUUUUCCUUAGAUCUCUUAAAUCGGAUAGCCGUCGAUUCCAACCAGAACUUCAUGAUAUCGCCCUUCUCCGUUUGGUCACUCUUCGUUCUUCUCGACGAAGGAGCUGAUGGAGAAACGCAUGCUGAGAUGCAUAAGGCCCUAAGGAUCAAUGUUGAUCAUGGACAACUGCGUGAGUUCUACAGGGAGAGAAACAAGUUGCUCAACGUUAAGACUUCCGGAGUCGAGGUGGGUUCCCUUCAGGCGGUGUACAUUUCCAACACGUUUUCGGUCAAAAGAACCUACCGGAAUGUCCUUCAGAACAUUUAUAACGUUAGUCCCAUGGAAGUAGACUUCCACGACCUGGGCACAGUGCGUCGCAUCAACGAGGACAUUACGCGCAGCACCCGAGGUCUUAUAAAGGACCCUGUUAAACAAAAAGAUGUGACAGAUGCCAAAUUGUUCUUGCUCUCCUCCCUUUACUUCAAGGGUCAGUGGAAGACCCCUUUUCAAAGCGAAAGGACAUUUGAGAAACCAUUUUACAAUGAAAACGGUCAGGUUAUCGCACAGGUACCCAUGAUGUCACAGGAUGGAACAUUUGCCACCGCCGACAUUAAAGAACUCGGUGGUUCUGUUCUUAAGAUGCCCUAUGGGUCCCUGGAGUGGGUGUCAAUGAUCGUGGUGAAGCCCAACGAUGGGGUUACAUUGAACGCCGUGACCAACAAUCUGAAGACCUUGGGAUUACAAGCGAUUCUUGAAAAGUUAACCGAUCAGGAAGUGAUCGUCUUUUUGCCCAAGUUUGAAACGACUACGGACCUUUCACUCAAGGAAACCCUUGUCCAGAUGGGCAUGCCGCAAUUAUUCGAUGAACGCAAAGCUAAUCUGGACCGCAUUGCUCGCGGAUUAUAUGUAUCGCUCUGCAAGCAAUCGACCAAGAUCAUCGUCGACGAAGAGGGAACAACGGCGGCCGCGGUCACGGCCAUCACGGUGGGUGGCAGGUCCCUAUUCCCAACCACAUUCCGGGUGGACAAGCCCUUCCUAUACUUGAUCGUAGAGAAGGAAACUGGCCUACUGCUCUUCGCCGGCCAAGUUCGGAAUCCCAAGGCAGCUUAACCAUAAUUAAUAUACCCUAUUAAGUGUGUUACGCUUAGUCAAAUCUGGUUUAUUUCUUGGUACGACCGGCGGCCUUUUUACCACCCACUGGCUGCUGCUUAUCUUUGCCGGCCUUGCUGGAAAUGAGGGGAUGUGUUUCUGUAAUAAAGAAGUAACAUUAGAAA